Molecule: messenger RNA, 624 nt
Organism: Ictalurus punctatus (channel catfish)
Lineage: Eukaryota; Metazoa; Chordata; Actinopteri; Siluriformes; Ictaluridae
Product: histone H2B-like
Exons: 1
Coding region: 88-462 (124 amino acids)
Cellular component (GO): nucleosome
Molecular function (GO): protein heterodimerization activity; structural constituent of chromatin; DNA binding
Source: RefSeq, a predicted model, not a curated record
GACGUCAUUAGCAUGUGAGUCUGUAAAUAGAGCGGGCGCGAGGCGGGCGUUAGUCAUUUUCUGUUCGUUUAUUCGAGAAGCAGCAUCAUGCCCGAUCCAGCCAAGACCGCGCCCAAGAAGGGAUCAAAGAAAGCCGUGACCAAGACGGCCGGCAAAGGAGGCAAGAAGCGCAGAAAGUCCAGGAAGGAGAGCUACGCCAUCUACGUGUACAAGGUCCUGAAGCAAGUGCAUCCUGACACCGGCAUCUCAUCCAAGGCCAUGGGCAUCAUGAACUCCUUCGUGAAUGAUAUUUUUGAGCGCAUCGCCGGUGAGUCUUCUCGUCUGGCUCACUACAACAAGCGCUCCACCAUCACCUCCAGAGAGAUCCAGACUGCCGUGCGCCUGUUGCUUCCCGGCGAGCUGGCCAAGCACGCCGUGUCCGAGGGCACAAAGGCCGUCACCAAGUACACCAGCUCCAAGUGAAGCGCGUUACCGCCGUCUUCAUCAACCCAACGGUUCUUUUAAGAGCCACCCACUUUUCAUACAAAGAGCAAUCAAUUUUCUUUCGCUUUCUCUCUUGCUGUGUGUGUGUGUGAGUGAGAGAGAGGGGGGGCACUUCUGAAGUGCUGCUCUCCCACGAAUGUU